AUGGAGUUUGGGGAAAGGAAGAGGAGAAGGAAGUCACAGAGCUUUAAACUGGUCACGGAUGAAGAUUAUGACCCUGCAUAUAUGAUGAAUUCCAGCUGUAAAGAUGUCAAUGGAGAGCCUAAGGAUGCUGCUGUGCCUGAUGUAGUUUGGCUGGGGGACGAGGGCAUGGAGAUCAAGAGACAAAUCACAGGAAUGAUGAGGCUUCUGAGUGAUAAGACCAGCAGGGUAUAUCAGCGUGUGGGGACAGAGCAGGACAGCUUAACAAAGGAGCCCCAGGAUAGACGUCUGGCUUGGGUACAUCAGCCUGUACCUUUGUCUCUUGCCUCAGAGGACCACCAGAGCAACAGCUGGAACUCUGCAGGGGACCCAGGGCCUUCACCUUCAUCCAUAUCCACCCCCAUCCCCAACGGUCCAGGCUGUGGCCAAUACAGCACCCGCUCCAAAGCCAUGAGGAUCCUCAACAACACGAAGGAUUUAGUCAAAGUGAAAGAGGCUAACGCAGAUGUAGUGCCUCCUGCUGUGCCAGAAAAUCCGUGCUGUAUGUGUAACUGUAAGGGGACCUUGCAGGCUAUUUUGCAGGAACUGCGUGCCAUGAGGAGGCUAAUGCAGACUCAAAAAGCGUCCUUGGAAAGGCAGGAACAGACUGCAUCACCAUGCCAACCUCGUCUUGGUCCAGGACCUGCUCCUCAUCGCAGGCCCCGCAAGAGGAGGCCAAUUUAUAAAGUGGCACCACUGACUGUGUCUAGUUCUAGAAGAGCUGGUCUUACCCCUCUGGAGGCAUCUCCACUUAUAGUUGCACCUGCUGAAUCUGGAAAGAGGGAGGAAUCUGAGAAAGAGCAAGACUCAUCCACAGCCAACAGUCAUUCCGUCUCCUCUGAGGUUUCUGUGCUGCCAUCUCAGAACAAUCCAGUAACUGUCAGCAACACUCACAGCCCUCUCCUGAACCAAUUAAGGGAACCUCAGUCAUUAGAGUCUGAGGUGCGUCUUGCAGAGGAUUAUGACGUAUUUAUCUCAAAGGCUCAGCUAGACUCCAUUCUUGUCAACUAUACGCGCUCUGGGAGCCUGCUGUUCCGGAAGCUGGUCUGUGCCUUCUUUGACGAUGCUACCCUGGCUAACUCCUUGCCAAAUGGUAAAAGAAAGAGAGGACUGAAUGAUAACCGUAAGGGCUUGGACCAGAACAUUGUGGGUGCCAUUAAAGUGUUUACAGAGAAAUACUGCAUUGAGCACAGAAUAGAGAAGCUGCCUGGACCACGAGACUGGGUUCAGAUCCUUCAAGAUCAGAUCAAACUUGCAAGGAGGAGGCUGAAAAGAGAUGCUGCAGAAGCAGAAGAAGUCUUAAAUGGACCUUCAACAAGCUGCGACUAUAACAAGCCUGCUAGCGUGGAAGGGACAAUGGUGAACAUGACUGGUUGA
Molecule: messenger RNA, 1413 nt
Organism: Toxotes jaculatrix (banded archerfish)
Lineage: Eukaryota; Metazoa; Chordata; Actinopteri; Toxotidae
Gene: bend7
Product: BEN domain containing 7
Exons: 10
Coding region: 1-1413 (470 amino acids)
Molecular function (GO): DNA binding
Source: RefSeq, a predicted model, not a curated record